AACCAUUGGGUACUAACGAAUAUCCUGCACUUGACAUUAUUCCUCUUGGCACUUUCAUCUCUCUGAGAAAUGCUGCAGCACAGCAAAAAACACAACAUCUCGACACAAUGGCUGCCUUUGCAGGAAAACAAACUGUAAGACCAAGAGAUGUUUAUGCC
This is a messenger RNA of Racocetra fulgida, 158 nucleotides long. Lineage: Eukaryota; Fungi; Glomeromycota; Glomeromycetes; Diversisporales; Gigasporaceae. The record is from the annotation of a GenBank genome assembly.